GACCAUCAUCGGCGUGGUUAUCCUUGGCAUUGGCGACCCGACGGUGAAAGAACACUUGGUGCGCCACGCCGGCAGACUGGAUUCCUGGAUGAAGAUGAGGGCCGAGAUCCUGGCAAUUGCCCGGACCCAGAAGUACCUGCAGAGCGGGCCACAGCCAAUGGACAUUGGUCCGUGCUUCUACUGCCAGAAGAUGGGGCACACCAAGGCCGAGUGUAGGAAGCGGCUAGCAGACCCAGACCUCAAGAAGGCAGAGCAGAAGGCUGGAAAAGGUAGGCCGGCAGCCGCUGCUCCCGAAGAAGAGCCCGAACAAGAGUCGGUAGCAGCCUCUACCUUGUGUGUCGCAGUUCCCGCCUGCAGCCUCCCGACCGAGAGCCCCAAGCACAAGCUUUUGCUAGACACAGGUGCAGGUGGGGGUUUGGCUCCUUGUGGUUUUGACUUCGAGGCUCAGCAAUUUCCAGGCCCCAAGGUUAGCAUGACCACUUUUACCGGGGAACCGUUGGAGCUAGGUAAGAAGAAGGUUUCCAGCUUGCAACAUGAGAAAGUUUCGGUGAGUUUUGCGUACAGGGAGAGCAAGGAUGUGAGUUUUCCUGUGAUUUCCAUGUCCGGGGCCAGCAGCAACGGGACUUGGUUGGUGAUAGGCCCCAACACCCAGUGUCUUGUUCCAGGACCAAGGUUGGAGGCUUGA
This is a messenger RNA of Symbiodinium necroappetens, 685 nucleotides long. The record is from the annotation of a GenBank genome assembly. NCBI's taxonomy places the organism in Eukaryota, Dinophyceae, Suessiales, Symbiodiniaceae.